Messenger RNA from Microthlaspi erraticum, 1896 nucleotides. NCBI's taxonomy places the organism in Eukaryota, Viridiplantae, Streptophyta, Magnoliopsida, Brassicales, Brassicaceae. The record is from the annotation of a GenBank genome assembly.
AUGCGCACAACAGUAGUGCUUAUCGGUUUCUGGUGCACAAAUAGACAGAAGCUGAAGCGAACUCAUGACGCAAUUGUGCCUGCAAAUGAUGAGGCUAGUACAUCUGGUACUUCAGUAAAUGAAGCAGAAGAAAAUGAGGUUGAACCUAGGCGUAGCAAGAGAGCUCGUAAGGAAAAAUCAUUUGGUGAUGAAUACUUAGUGGUAUUUCUCUGUGAGAAUGAGCCAAGGACAUAUUCUGAAGCCAUGUCUACACCAGAAGCAGACUUAUGGAAAGAAGCUGUAAACAGUGAAAUGGAUUCUAUUCUGCAGAACCAUACUUACAUAAUCACUGAUUUACCUCCAGGGUUUAAAGCACUAGGGUGUAGAUGGAUCUUCAAAACGAAGAUCAAAACUGAUGGAGCUAUUGAUAAGUACAAGGCAAGACUUGUGGUGCAAGGAUUCAGACAAGUUGAAGAUGGAUGUAAAACAGCUUUCCUUAAUGGUGAUUUAGAAGAGGAAAUCUACAUGAAACAACCUGAAGGUUUUGUGACACCAGGUCAAGAACACAAAGUUUGUAAACUUGUGAAAUCGCUGUAUGGACUGAAACAAGCUCCAAAGCAAUGGCAUGAAAAAUUUGACCACGUGAUGAUGUCAAAUGGAUUCAGCAUCAAUGAAUGUGACAAAUGCAUUUACGUCAAGAACACUCCCAGUGGGUACGUUUUGCUGUGCUUAUAUGUUGACGACAUGCUCAUCAUGGGCAGUAACAAGGAUAUAAUCCAACAAACCAAGAACAUGCUUAAGAGUCAGUUUGACAUGAAAGACAUGGGUCUUGCGGACGUUAUUCUUGGUAUUAAGAUCACAAGGACUUCUGAGGGAAUCACCUUAUCUCAGGAGCAUUAUGCUGAAAAGAUACUUGAGCGGUUCAAGAAGUAUUCGAAUGGAACUGCGAAAACUCCAGUGGAUACACAAUUGCACUUGACUAAAAACUCUGGAUUUUCACGGUCCUACAGUCUUAAAGCCCGUGGAAGCCUGACUAGCAACCUUGUUGAGCGCACCCUUGUUAGGGUUAAACCUGUCUUUCGUUCUCCAGAGUCAUAUGAACUCGUGGAUCUGGGUUUGCCUCUUGUUCAGCAGGCACCUCAGGUUUUCUCAACGAGACACUUUGCCAGAUUCAGCGUGGUCAGGAAGAAGUGCAUCUUCUGCUGCCACUGCUUGAAAUUCGUGCCAUCGAAUUUGUCAGGCGUAAGCGCUGCGGAUAUGUUGCUUGGCAGAGUUGGUGAAGGAGUGUCACAAGUUGAAUUACUUCCGUGCAUACGCAACGAGGAUGAAGAGCCUUAUCUCACGCCGGAAGAGGAGUUACGCCGCAUGACGGAACAAGUCGAAGAAAGCCAGGAUACAGAUUUUGAAUUUGUCAAGUUUAUCAAAGGCAAUCUUCAUGAAACUGGUUGUCCUGCUGUAAUGUAUUUCAUUACCUUUCAAGGUAAAGCUUCUUCUGAUGAUGAGCCAAAAGAGUUCCGAGCAAAGGUCUGCUAUUUCUGUUAUGAACCGAACAUGUACCACUCCUGCGAGCUCAAACCUGAGAAAAAGCCCAAAGCAGUAAACAAACUGCCGAAACAAGCGCACCACAAGCGCAAACAAAGAACAGAGGAUCUCACCAACCGCAAGACUAGAAACUACUGCCAACUGAAGAAAAGCAGAAAAAGACCAGCACAACAACAAAAGCUCCAAAACCCGCAGGAAAAGAAAGCCACCUGGGAAAAACGCCAAGAAGAUCAACAACUCUUACACACGGACACUGUGAAUACCAGCCUCUGCGACCUACAGAACAGAGACUCCCACCUCCUCGCAAGAGAAGACUUGAAGAUCGAAACCGCUGCAUCGUCAAAGAACCCAAUCCCAAAAGGAGAGAAAGCCUAG